Stegastes partitus (bicolor damselfish) is the source of this 7213-nucleotide messenger RNA. It is a transcript of the gene bcl11ba, whose product is annotated as BCL11 transcription factor B a. Gene Ontology annotation, biological process: positive regulation of transcription by RNA polymerase II. The coding region runs from base 838 to 3429 and encodes 863 amino acids. The transcript is spliced from 3 exons. The record is from RefSeq and is a predicted model, not a curated record. Gene Ontology annotation, cellular component: nucleus. Gene Ontology annotation, molecular function: DNA-binding transcription factor activity; RNA polymerase II cis-regulatory region sequence-specific DNA binding. NCBI's taxonomy places the organism in Eukaryota, Metazoa, Chordata, Actinopteri, Pomacentridae.
AACGUCACGUCCGCACUUGAACUUGAGUUUUCUCCCAUCGUAGAAGCCAGAGAGCCGCACAGAGCCGCACAAAGCCGCACACAGUCCGGGGAUGCGGGACUCCGCAGCUAGCACAAAGAGAAAAGAGGGUGGCAGUCUGUCCUCAGACCAGUACUGGGCUUUGACUUGAAGAGUUUCAGUCUAACCCGCCCGCCCGGCCGGCACUGUCAGUGCAGCAGUAGAAGUGCCCACCACUUGGCGACAUCUCGUGAAGUGCCGAGAAGAAAAUUGGAUUCCUAUUUUACACACGUUCAGACGUUAAUUGACGUCCUGUCACCUGCUUUCUCCACACAGGAACGGGCAGCGUCCAGGGUGGCCGGAUAGUGGACACAGGUAGUGAGUGACCAUCAGGAGGUGACCGCCGACCUCUCGCGUCUUGCCGCGUCUCCAUCUCUUCCACUCCGUUCCUUUUUCGGCUCUCCUCUGACAGAUGGUGUGAAGGCGGUGGAAGGAAGAGCCGGACUAUCCCCCUCCCUCACCUCCACUGCGACCGAAGAAGGGAGGCGAUCAACCACUUUGGCACCGAGCUGCGAUCGAGCGCCCGGGCGCCCAGCGCUGCGCCACGGCCGGUCACCGCAGAGCGCAGGAGCCGCUGCCCACUGAAGAGAGAUCCGUCGCGCAGGGGGUCAGUUCGAGGGCCGCAUUUGAGGCCAGUGCACGGCGGUCAGUUUGGGGUGGCCAGCGAACGGCUGCUUUUGUGGCCAGUUUGGCCAGUUACAGGAGCAGCAGCAGGAGGAGAAGGAGAGCCGACCCUUCCAGCGCCGCUCUCCGGGCGAUGCCAGUGUAAAUGCCAGGGCAAUGUCCCGACGCAAGCAGGGGAACCCGCAGCACCUGUCCCAGAGAGAAAUAACACCGGAGGUUGAGCAUCCAGAUGGCGCUCUGCUCUCCGACUCCCUACCCCCCCACCCACUCGGCCUGCCCUCCCAUCCACUUGGCCUACCUCCCCACCCUUUGGACCCCAGCUUGGCCCACACCCUGCCGCCUGGCCUCCAUGCCGACCACGACCUGCUGACCUGCGGCCAGUGCCAAAUGACCUUCCCGCUGGGCGAUAUACUCCUCUUCAUUGAGCACAAGAAGAAGCAGUGCCAAACACCGCUGCUGGCCAAUGGCUGCUAUGACAAGAUGAACGACCGAGGAGGAGGAGGAGGAGGAGGAGGAGGAGGAGGACAAGGAGGAGGGAGUCCAGCUCUGCAGAGCCUUCAUCACUAUGCCCAGCGGGUGGAGCUACGGAAGGUGGUGGAGCCGGUGGAGAUCGGAAUCCAGGUGACACCAGAGGAGGAGGAGGAGGUGGUGGUGGGAAGACGAGGGGAAGGAGGUGAGAGGGGAGCGAAGACGCCCACCAAAGGAAUUUGCCCCAAGCUGGAGAACACACUGGCUGGUGGCAGGGACGAACCCUCCAGCUACAUAUGUACCACCUGUAAGCAGCCCUUCCCCAGCGCCUGGUUUCUGCUGCAGCAUGCCCAGAACACCCAUGGCAUUCGCAUUUACCUGGAGUCUAACCCCUCCAGCACAGCCCUCACCCCUCGUCUUACUAUGCCUCCACCCAUGGGCAACGACUCCAUCCCGCAGUCCCCCCUCACCAACUUUCUAGGGGACAGCAACCCCUUCCACCUCCUGAGGAUGACAGGGCCCCUGCUCAGGGAGCCCCCUCCAGGCUUUGUUGAAAACCGUCUCCCCAACACCCCUCCAUUUGUCAGUCCGCCUCCCCGCCAUCACCUGGACCCCCAUCGGCUGGAACGCCUUAGUGCCGAAGAAAUGGGGCUCAUCUCCCAGCACCCCAGUGCCUUUGAGAGGGUGAUGCGGCUAACACCCAUGGCCAUGGAGUCCCAGUCCAUGGACUUCUCCAGGCGGUUGCGUGAGUUGGCAGGGAACACUAACAGCACCACACCACCACUGUCACCUAGCAGGCCCAACCCUAUGCAUCGACUACUAAACCCCAAUCCCUUCCAACCAGGGCCAAAAUCACCCUUUCUGAGCACCCCUCCCUUACCGCCGAUGCCCCCAAACAGCACCACCCCUCCCCAGACACAGAACAAGAUCAAGUCCUGUGAGUUCUGCGGUAAGACUUUCAAGUUUCAGAGCAACUUGGUGGUGCAUCGGCGCAGCCAUACUGGAGAAAAACCAUACAAGUGCCAGCUGUGUGAUCACGCCUGCUCUCAGGCAAGCAAGCUGAAGCGCCACAUGAAGACCCACAUGCACAAGGCUGGAUCCCUGACGGGGCGCUCCGAUGAUGGCCUGUCCACCACAAGCUCCCCAGAACCAGGCACCAGUGAUGUCACAGGUGAGGGCAUGAAAAAUCGGGAUGGGGACUUCCAUGGGGAAGGCAAUGAGGAGGAAGAAGAGGAGGAAGAGGAAGAGGAACUUGAGAAUGAGAGUAGACCAGAAUCAAACUUCAGCAUGGAGUCUGAGUUCUACCGGAACAGGGAGAAUGGUUCUAAACCUCCUUCAGAAGAGAAGUCAUCACUUACUCUUGAGAAGAUGGUGGAAAGUGGGGGGCUCAAUUCUAUACAGCAGUACAAUAAUUUGAUAGUUGACAAUCGAAAAAGGAUGCCCUUCUCGAAGAGGGGCUCGGAUGGCCAGCGGGACACUGGAGAUGAGGAUUCAGUGGCUGGGGAGAUGGAUCACCACCACCACCACCAGCAGGAAGAGAGGACAACCAUUAAUGGCCGGAACUGUGGCUCCGGUGAUUCUUUCUCAGGCCUGUUCCCCCGUAAGCCCACCCCUAUCACCAGCCCAACCCUGUCCAAUUCCUCAAACAAGAGGAUCAAGAUUGAGAAGGACUUGGACAUUCCUCCAGCACCCCACAUCCCUUCUGAGAACGUGUACUCCCAGUGGUUAGUGGGCUACGCUGCCUCACGCCACUUCAUCAAAGACCCUUUCUUAGGCUUCACUGACUCCAGACAAUCGCCCUUUGCCACCUCUUCUGAGCACUCAUCAGAGAACGGAAGCCUGCGGUUCUCAACACCUCCAGGUGACCUGCUGGAUGGCGGCCUGUCUGGCCGCAGUGGUACGGCCAGUGGGGGCAGCACACCUCAUCUAGGUGGAGGUGCCGGUCCAGGUCGACCUAGCUCCAAGGACAGCAGGAGGUGCGACACCUGUGAAUUCUGUGGCAAGGUGUUCAAGAACUGUAGCAACCUGACAGUGCACCGGCGUAGUCACACUGGCGAAAGGCCCUACAAGUGUGAGCUGUGCAACUAUGCUUGCGCCCAGAGCUCCAAGCUCACACGUCACAUGAAAACACAUGGCCAGCUCGGUAAAGAGGUCUACCGCUGUGACAUUUGCCAAAUGCCCUUCAGCGUGUACAGCACUCUGGAGAAACAUAUGAAAAAGUGGCAUGGAGAACAUUUGAUGACCAGCGAGGUCAAAAUUGAACAAGCAGAGAGAGCCUAGAGCAAGUUCUGUAUUUCCAUACUCUGCACCACACUUUGACUUAAAAAAAAAAAAAAAAAAGGGGGAACCGGAAUCCUUUUUUUAAAAAAAAAAAAAUAUUAAUUUUGGGUUCAUUUUGUGUUUUUAUUAAAAAAGAAAAAAAACUGCCAACUGAGAAAAUAGUGAAAACAGAGAUCUUAACAUCAGCUGAAGUUGUCUAAACUGCCUCCUUUGGCAUUCAUUUUUAAACAAUCAGUCAGUUGAGUUAUAAAAUAUGUGGAGCCUUUAACUGUGCAAUAAUUUCUGUAUUUAUUGGAUUUUGUAUUUUGGCAUGUGCAGGUACACUUUUUUUAGGCUUUUUUUUUUUUAUUGGUUUUACUUUGAUUUUGCGUUAUUCUAUUUUUUAUUUUUUUAUUUUUAUUUUUAAAACCCACAUAAUAUCCUGAGAGUUCUUUAGAGGUCAAAAUCCAUUUUAAGUCUUCUUUUUUGGCCACUGCUUGUAGGAAAUUGUAUAUUAAGCUCAUGUGUAAUUUCUUGAAAAGAUGCUGAAUUCAAUCUUCAAUUUAAAAGUGGCGUUAACUGAGAAUGCUAGAUUUAGUCUAUUUUGUGUGAUGACGAUACGCGGACAACAAUCCUUUGGCAUUGUAGCAUGAACUGACUCUAAAACAUGUCAAUAUAAUUGGAUAUGUAGCACUGAGUGUCAUAUUUGACAGUAAAUAUAAAACGAAAGAGGAUCCCAAGGUUCAUAAACCCUGUCUCCUCAUGAGAACAUCCUAACCAGCCAGAAGAAACAGAUUCUAGAUAAGGCAGCUGCUGACUGGUACGAAGUGCCAAGCUCUGACAACGCUACGACAACCAUCCCAUUUCUUCGACUUCCCACACACUCCUCCUCUUAAUACCAUCUCACCACAUUUGUACAUCCAUGCAUUUUAUUUUGCAUGAAGCCAUAUGAUCUAGGUUAUAUUAUUUAUUAGGAGUAAGUGAGCAUGAAGCCAUGAUGAGUAUGCAUUGAGAGAGAUGAAAAAAGGGGACAGAGAGAGAGCACAGGAACAUCUCAGGGUAAACUAUACUACUUUCCUUUAUUUACCCAUUCAUUCCGAAAUUGCCCUCCGGCAAUGAACUUUCAAAGCAUUUCCUUUUCAUCUUAGGUUCUAACUAUUAGAGACAGUUUAUAUGUUCUCUUGAGCACCAGGCUAAUGUCCAAGCCUCAUUUGAAAGUACACAUUUAUAUUUAAAGUCACUGGGUCUAAUAACAGCAUUCAUUUGUUUAGAGAGCAUUAAAUGUGCAUACAUGGCAUAUGGCACCACUUUGACUAGAUUUCUUCAGAUAAUUUAACUCUGAGAAUUUAUUGUUAAAAAAAUAAUAUCAAAAUCAACACCCCUAUGCAUUUUGUGCUGAAAUAUAUUACAAUCUGCUGAAAUGACAUUAAAUUCUAACUUGUGAUGUUCUAGUGAUUCUAUAAUUACAUAGUCUGAUUAAUGAAGUCACCUCUCUAGGAAAUUCAAAUUCUUCAGCGUUUCAUUGUUAGUUGUGGGACACUUUUGUGUAGAAGACGAACAUGUUUUUGGUGUGUACUGAAAUAAUAAAACAAAUUUUUUACUAAGACAAGCAUCAUCAGUUUGCUCCAUGCCCUUUUGUUAUUUUAAAAAGCCCAAUUCCCAUUAUUUAUUUAAACCCCAUCCACCUCCAUGACAGCACUUUCAAAGAAUUAGAUCUAAUUUUCAUACUGUCAAUGUACAAACAGCGCCGAACAAUAGACCCGCACUUUAUGAUUUUUUUCUUUCAACAACACGCACACACACACACACACACACACACACCUACACACACACACACACACACGGUGAGCUGGACAGAAAACAUUCUAAAGGGUGUGGAGCUUGGGAUCUCCUGAUGCUGAAGUGCCCAGGAUUGUUAGGCUUGGCUUUCCCAAUACUGGCACUAUAAAAAAUUAGUAAAUAAAUUAUAAUAAUUUAUUUGGGACAGUUUUUGUACUGCCAUUCAAUUUGACAUGAGUGUGCCUUGAAUAAUGAUCUUCCUAUUUAUUGUCUCAAACAAAUGCAACACUUUUUAUGACGCAUCAAAUUGAAUGAUAUUUAAAAAUAAAUAAAAAAAAAGAGAAAAGAAACAAAAAUUUAUAACUUUAAUGUGUAAUUUGACAGCUCAACAGAACUAUUUAAAUGGAUACAAAUGAAACAAUGCUGAGUUUUGGUUUAGGAUUAACCAGCACAAUAUUAAUGUGUCUGUUUGUGUAUAUAUGUAUGCAUAUGUACAUAUAAAGGCACAAACCUAUAUAUAGAUCUAUAUCAAAUUCCUCACUCACUUGGACAAGAGUCUGUCCCUCAACAGAAUAUUCCAAGAGUGGACAAAAGCCAAACAAAAAGUCAAGGAAGAGACUGGACAAAAAUCAGGAAAUGCAGAAACUAAAAAAAAAAAACAAAAAAAAAGAACAAAAAAAAAAAGAAUUUAGUGCACUCUGUCUUAAAAUAAGUUUACAGUAUUGAUACAAGUACAAGGGUAAAAUUAAUAUUUGUGUGUAUGUGUGUUUUAAACAAGUAUUUUUAAUUUUUUCCAGGUUUGCUUCUAAACUUUCUCUGAAUGCCGAAGUGGCAAUGUGUAUAUUGUUUUCUUUUUAUUUUCCUUUUCUUUUUUUUUCUUCCUUUUUUUCUUUUUCUUUUUUUUUCUUUUUUUUUUGGUGACGGGGUUUUAGUAUAUAUAUAAAUAUAUAUGAAUAUAUAUUACAUUUUUCUUGUUUACUGUAAAAGUAUACCAGUAUUUGUAAUAUUGGAGAAUGCCUGGGCAUUUUACAAAAAUAUAAAAAAGGUUGUUUUUUUAUUUUUUAUUUUACAGUCCAAUUUAAAUUGUGGGUCUCUUAAACUGUUUUUGUCACUGUAACUGUAUAAGUCUUAAGUUUUAGUAACUUUUAUUCUGCCUUGGGUGUAAUGAAAAAAAAAAAAUAAAUGAAUUAAAAAAAAAAUGACUGAGCUGUAACAAACUUGGAUUUGGUAGUGGAGUUUGGGGCUGUAGGGUGGCGGGUGGGUGAGUGGGUGCUCCAUUAACAGAGGGAGGCUUUCUUCCUUAAAAAUAAUGGAACUUUGGUUCUACUUUUCAGGAAAAACACACUGAAAAUCCUGACUUGUAUCUAUUUUUCUUCUUCUGGAAUGGAUUAUUCUUCAUGGAUGGUUUGAAAUACAUGUGUAGGCACUUGCUGUCUUUCCUAAGGAGCUUGUCUUUUUUUAACUUGUAGGCUAUGUGCAUCCUUUGUGAAUAGGGUACUCUGAGUACCUCAGGACGUCUUGCUCUUAUAUUAGAUGCUGGGGUGGGUGGGUGACUUUAUUCCAAUGACCAAUCCAACUUACCGGCUGCCACAAUCUGUUUUUCCUCUCAAUGUGCAGGAUAAACAGAUGAAUUUGUACUGUUGUAAUGAAUCAUGUUGUACAGAAUGGGAUCAAAAAAGGCUGUUAAACAGCCUUUCAGUGACAAAAACACAAGCUGAUGUUUUGUUUACCACUCCAUUGGUUGUAUAUAGUUUUCUAUGACUACGCUGUUUUCAUUUUGUUUCACUUUUUUUUGUUUGUGAUUUCUAACUGGCACUGGCAGUGACUUCGGGGAGGUGUGUGUGAGGGUGUAUAUGUGUGUGUGUGUCUGUCUGUCUGUCUGUGUGUGUGGGUGUGUGUGUGUGGGGGGGGUUUCUUCUGUUUGACCUUUGUGACCUCCAUGCCAGUUUUCAAGCAAACGCCUCCCCCGUUGAUAUUUCUCGGCAUGAGAACAGAGCACAAAUACAAGCUGUUACAAUUCUCCAUC